AUGUCGCUCUCCGACGGCGACCAAGUCCCUCCCACGGCUGCUGCGAACCAGACCAAUGAUGUAGCUCUAGCAGCAGGCCAAAACCACGGCAACACGGCAACGACCAACUACCAAGACAACAGCAGAGGUGGCGUCGGUGCCACCGUUCCGUAUUUGAGCUAUUUCGGAGAUGACAAUGACGGCAACAAGGAAGAAGGAACCUUAGUUAAGGAUGAUAGAAACACCGACCACCCUAAUCAUGAUCAACAGAAUGGUGCUGUUGAAGCCCAGCAAGAUGUAUCCCAGCCGAACACAUCAGCUCUUAGUUCUGACCUGUCUGAAUCGCAGACAGGUCAUUCUGAAGUUAACACUUACACUUCACAUGAUCUUUCUAAGUCUCUCAAUAUCCCUGUCCAACAUGUGCACCAGCCUGUUCCGAACACGAGCCGCUCGAGCCCACAAGAGGCCCAAGAACCUCAAGAGCCGCAAGAACAGGCCGUAGUCGCCUCGUCGAUCGCCCAUACCUUGGAUGCACCUCAGCCACCGGCAGAGACUGCCGCUGAGGAGACUGAAAACAAGAACCAAACUCAAGGUCAUGCCCUAUCAAGUGCUGCCAAUGAUGAUAAUAUUGAUAUCCAGGACAUUGUGGACAAGAUCAUAGGUAAUUCUUCCACUGGACCUGCCCAACAGUCAUCGGUACAGCAGAUUUCUGCCAACGCGCCAUCUGUGUCCCUGCCUCCCAGACCGCCUAUGCCUCAGCAACCUCCCCUAGCCCAGCCACAUGUGCGUCUAGAAGAUGUUCCUGGUCUCAACUAUCAGCCGGGCCUUUCUUAUCCCCAUGCCACCGGCAUUGCCUCCUCUCUGCCGCCUCCGCCCGGCACUUACUCAGUCGGCGCUCCUGGGACGGCUCUAGAAGCUCGUAAUACUCUCCCACCCCCGCCGUCCUCAUCCUCUCUUAGUUCUCUGCCAGCCCAUCCUUUCCCAGUGGCACAAUUUGAUCCUACUUAUGUUGCUGCGACAGGCAUCCGAUCGCAACCCAGCGACCAGUCUCAACAAUGGGAGACAUUUUUGCAUGAGGAACGCCGUUACGUAUCCGAAGCCAAGUGGGACCGUUUUCCGGAAGGAUCGAGAUUGUUUAUUGGAAAUCUCUCUAGUGACAGAGUCUCUAAGAAAGAGGUGUUCGACCUCUUUUCUAAAUAUGGCCGCUUGGCGCAGAUUUCUCUCAAGCAGGCAUAUGGCUUCGUGCAAUACCACACUAUGGCGGAAGGUCAAGCUGCGAUGGAUCAUCUGCAGGGAAUCGAUGUUAGAGGCCGUAAGAUUCCGGACCUUGAAUUUUCCCGCACGCAGAAGAAGGAUGGUGACGGUGACAAACGUAGCAACAAGAGCAAGCGUGAUAAUGAACGUCACGAUGCUGCACGUGGUCGACGUGAUGAUUAUCGCCCUAGUCGCCAAUCAUCUCCUCGCCGAGGCAGUCAUCGCCAACAGAAUUCGUACGAUAGUGGCCGUGGCUAUUAUGAUGAUUAUGGUGGUCGUGGUCGUUCACGGUCUCCCAGCUACGGAAGACGCGACUCAGGCAGCUAUCGACACCGAAGCCCUAGCCCGUACCGGCGUCAAAUUUCCGAGGCAGAACUCGAUAUCCCUCGUAGGUACGGAGGAGAUAUCCCGGAUGUGCAGUUCCUUAUUAUCCAAGAAGUCGAACGAGACUUCGUUGGUUGGGUUGAGCGCUCCUUUCUCGACCUAGGCUUAAAGGUGCAGGUCAUGUUCCUACACUCUAACCUCUCCCGAGAGGCCGUAAUCCAGCGUCAGGUGAUGGAAGGCGUUUAUGCAGUGGUUGAACUGGAUUAUCAAGCACAACGAAGCGGCACCGUCUCACUACAGGUGUUCAAUCGCUCUGGCGGACGUGGUAGUAUUCGCUAUGAUCAAUACCAAGACCUUGCCCCCAGCAUCGCGGCCCAGCUUGUUCAUCGCGCCAAGCCUCAAGCUCCCCAGGUCCAGCAUAUCCCUCCCUAUGGUGGUGUACAGUAUCCGCCGACCCCGACCCAAUACCCUCCGGCUCCACGGCCUACUUACGUACCUCCUUCGUAUCCAAGCCAGCCCUAUCCUAGUGCACCAGUUCCUCCUAUUGGCGGCACACAGGGCUCUUUAGACAACGCCACCUUGCAAAAGAUUCUUGGAAGUCUUCAUAGUCAGCAAGGCACUCCGUCUAAUGCGCCCCAGGCUUAUGCUUCAAGUCAGACAAUUGUGCGACCCCCUGUUAAUCAGGAUCCGAAUGCAGCCUACCCUGGCGUCGGAGCAAGCAAUCAUCCUUAUGCGCCUGGUCCUAAUCGACAAUACAACGCGAACUAUCCACCUGCUCCCGCUCCCGGAGGACCAGGAGUGCCAGGCGCCCAAGGCGGCGAUCCAAACCAACAUGUGCAGACUAUCAUGGCACAACUAGCUCGAUACCGCCAGUGA
Annulohypoxylon truncatum is the source of this 2433-nucleotide messenger RNA. RefSeq lists its product as uncharacterized. The coding region runs from base 1 to 2433 and encodes 810 amino acids. Lineage: Eukaryota; Fungi; Ascomycota; Sordariomycetes; Xylariales; Hypoxylaceae. Gene Ontology annotation, molecular function: RNA binding. The record is from RefSeq and is a predicted model, not a curated record. The transcript has 3 exons.